This is a messenger RNA of Zootoca vivipara (common lizard), 4367 nucleotides long. The record is from RefSeq and is a predicted model, not a curated record. NCBI's taxonomy places the organism in Eukaryota, Metazoa, Chordata, Lepidosauria, Squamata, Lacertidae.
UUGAAUUUUUUAUUCUGUGUUUGCCAAAUUGUUUAUUUCAGUCAUUUUUUAAAAAUUGCUUUCAUAUUCUGUAUUUUGUACUUCUAAUGCUCUGUAUUUUGAUGUUUUGAACGUUUGCCGUGAGCCGCUUUGGGCACAGCUAGUUUCAGAACAGUGUCAUAUAAAUAAGCUCAAUCAAUCCUAAUCAAGAGGGAAGUUACUGAGAGUCUGAGAUACCUCAUAUCGGUUUCUCCUUCUCCGCUGAUCCUUGCUGGUUUAUGAGGGAGGAACAAAGAGCUGUGAGAGGAGGAGUCAGAAACAAUGAAGGGGAAACACAGUCUUGCUUGGAUGAGAAGCAGAAGGAAAGUCAGCACAGACAGCCUUGCUGGUUUAAAGAGGAGGAUCUGAUCUGCUGGGAAGCGAGAGGGCAGAAGGAGAAGACCAUUGUGUUGGAAAGUUAAUGACUCUUGCAAACGAAACCCUGGGCUGGAGCUACGCUUAUAAGAUGGGUGAACAGGCUUAUUUCUGUUUCAGUGUAUCUGAAGAAGUGUGCAUGCACACGAAAGCUCAUACCAAUAACAAACUUAGUUGGUCUCUAAGGUGCUACUGGAAGGAUUUUUUUUAAUUUUGUUUCGACUACGUCAGACCAACAUGGCUACCUACCUGUAACUAGGCUUAUUUGGCCACCUCAUGAGAAGAGAAGACUCCCUGGAAAAGACCCUGAUGUUGGGAAAGAUGGAGGGCACAAGGAGGAGAAGGGGACGACAGAGGACGAGAUGGUUGGACAGUGUUCUCAAAGCUACUAACAUGAGUCUGACCAAACUGCAGGAGGCAGUGGAAGACAGGAGUGCCUGGCGUGCUCUGGUCCAUGGGGUCAGGAGGAGUAGGACAUGACUAAACGACUAAACAACAAUCCUAUGCAGAAGAAUGAAGUUGUCCUUCUCACAGUCGUGAAACAUGGAGGGGGCAGUCUGAGUUUGAUUUGGCAUGAAAAGGGAAAUAAUUGGCAAUAUUGUUUGCUAGCACUGAGGGCCUCCUUUCCUCAGCUCAAACCCUCCCAGAACACCCUUGCUGGUGUCAAAGGAAGCUCCAAGAGAAGACUUAAUUCUUUUUGUCAUAUUUGUUACUGAGCUGAAGGGGGGAGGGGAGAGACUUCCCCUAUGAUGAGUGUGAUCAUCUCCCUUGAAGGUGUGGAGUGGAACGGAAUCUCUAGGGCAGAAAUGUUUUCCUGAAGGAUUUUUUCUUGUCAUGUGUCAGUCAUUCACCAAUACAAAAUAAAUAUCAGACACUUUUAGCCAUGCAGUGGAGAACCCAACCCAUCAGGUGAAAGGAAUUAUGGGAGCAUCAGUCUUGUUUCCUGCCAACAUAUCUCAAGGAAUAACAGUGGAGAAAAUGGAAUGGGACUUCUACCCUAAAAGUGGGGGCCUGGGCUUUUGGCUGGGGGAAUUCAGUCAUGGGAAACUGGAGCACCCAAGUCCCACCGAUCGGUUUGGACAACGGCUAGACAUGGUGAACGAGACAACACUGAGGAUCAAAGACCUGGAAUUGGAUGACGGUGGGAUCUACAAUGCUCGCAUCUGGUUUAUGAAAUCACGGUUUCAAGAACAGAGUUUCAACCUCACUGUUUAUGAGCCAGUGCCAACACCACAGGUACUCCAUCAAGAGGUAUCCAGCACUCCAGAGGAAUGUAAUGUGACCCUGCAAUGCCAGACACCUGGAAGGGAAGAACUCAAAGUCUUCUGGGAAACAGGGAAUCCCCCCAGGGCCUUAGAAAGCAGCCUAGAUGAGUUCCAGCUUUCUGAUAAUGGGAGGCAACUCCAUGUCUCCUGGGAGACCAUACCUUUUGACUCCACAUUCACUUGCCUGGUCAGCAACCCUGUCAGCGAAAAGAGAGCCUCAUUUGACUUGUUCCACAUCUGCUCCAGUAUUGAAGGUGAACGCAAUGGAACCUGGGAGAACCUGCGGCUUAUUCUUGGCCUCUCUGCAGGUUUUUUGUUGGGAUUGUUGGCGAUUGUGGUGAUAAUAUGCCAGUGGAGAAAAAUGCGUCAAAGAGGUAGAACCAUCUGUAUAAAUUUUCUUCCUGUCUCACCUGGGAUUGAGGCUCCCUACCAAUAUGCCUCUACCUUUGUUGUGUUUAUCAUGAGAAGCAGAAUUAGGUCAGUGCCAUUGAAUAAAUAUAGUUUUUCAUGUUACACUCCACAGAAAUUGUCCGUAUGCUUCCGGAGAGGGGAAUUUUUUUUAUUGCACACCAGAACUCAGAAGAGAGGCACUCACAACUUUUCAGGUAAGAUGAGCAUGCAAAGCAGGGAUGAUGCUAGAUAAUAACAAUGGAAGCAACCAGUAUGUUUGGGAAGCAUUUAUUAUGCAUAAACAUAUUUUGAAAGUGGUAAUUUGAUUUUUUAAAAAAAAAAAAACACCAGGGAAACACAAAACAGAAUUAAGGCAGCAGGGCUCAGCCAUAACUCCUCCUUCUUACCAUCAGUCCCCUAAUGGAGGGAGAGACAGCCAACCUCUGCAAAGAGCAGCACAGGGUGGGUUGCUUGCAAGAGUGUUUCCAAGCAGCCCCACAUUGUUCUUAGGUUGUGUGUGCCUAUUCCCAUCAGGAAAACAUUCACACUCAGCCAAACUGAGCAGGAUUGAACCCUGAUCCAAUCCUCCUGGCUGUGAGGGCCUGGCUUCCCACAGGGAAAGGGCUUGUGAAAUAGCACUGAACAGGAUUGCACCCUUCUCUCACCAGCUAUUCUGGACUCUUACUAAAAUACUAAUUUUAUCAUUAAUACAAACUGGACUCAUACAAUAACUGAGAUACACAGACUUUACCUUUAAAAAUGUCACUCCUGGAAUAAGGACACAGACCACUUUUGUCUUUUAAAAAUGGGCAGCUUUAGCUAUGGGAGCCUAUACAACCAAACACUAACCCUGAAUACUGGAAUGGAGAGAUAGGGAAGAGCCCUGUGGCCUUUCUUAGGGCACUGCUGGGCCUGGCCAGGGCUCAGUUCAUGUCCAGGGUUUAGGUGGGGUCAAAUGCUCAGAAACCCUUUUAGGAGUUGCACCUGAGUGUCUCCUGUCAUGUUCUGUAGCUGAUUAUAUUUUUCUCUGCCCCUGCAGAUUUUCUGCAUAAGUGAGGAAUUCCACAUAAGUUCCAUACCACUUUGGAAAUCCUGUCUUCCUAUCCAUUCUGACCCAGUAGCAGACACAUAUACCUCAGAAGAUGAACAGACCAAGGGUUUGGAGGAGCAGGCAUGUCGCUUGGAACCAGUGCAAGUGUUUGUCUUGAGGCAACAUUGACAGUUCAUCCGGCACAAUGGCCAGAGCUUCCCUGUCAGGAGCAGGUCACCUUCCUCCUCAAUAGAUGGAGCGUCCCCUCGUCAACAAAUGGAGCGUCCCCUUGUCAACAGAUGGAGUGCCCCCUCCAUAAUCAGAGAACCUCCUCCUCGGUCAGAGAUUUCUCUGUCUGCAGCUGCAGUAUCCUCUCCUCAACAGUGGGAGUGCCGCCUCCCAGCGGCGGAGCAUAUGCCCGUGCUGCCCAGGGCAGGCGCGCUCCUGAGGGGGGCGUGGAGCAGAGGGUGCCCUCCCAGGUGCGGGGUAGCCACUCGGGUGCCCGGAGUGGCGUGUGCACCCUGCAGCCAGGGGCAGAGCGAGCCACCCAUGGCGGACAUUCGGCACGCCGCCCACCCACGACUCCCAAGCCUCCCCCAAGCUGUCAAAAUGAAGGGGGAAGGGGGGAAUGCUGCUGACAAAGCAGCACAGCUCCCCCCUUACCUCAAUGGCUCGGGGUAGGCUUGGGAGUUGCAGGCGGGUGACGCGCCAAAUGUCACACACACACCCUCAGUGAGGGCACCUGGGGCAGUCUGUCCCCCUUCCUAUGCCCCUGCCCCCUCUCCAACAGCUGGAGCGCCCCCUUGUCAACUGCCAGGUGUCCUGAACAGGCUGUUUUGCAGAGGAAUUGGCGACACCAGCUGGGGAACCCCCAGGGGAAGGAAGCUCAGAGCCAGAGGAUUGUUGGAGGGAUGAGUGGUUAGGGGAGAAGAGGGGGCAAACUGGGGGGAAGAGGAGGUGUCAGAAGCUGAUGAGGUAACAGGGUUUAAUGAGCAGGAAGAGGCGGUGGAAGAGAGAUGUCCAGAAUGGAGGCGGAAUCAGAGGCCGGAGAGGAGGUAGGCCAUGAAGUAGAGACAAGGCAGGCUGCUGAAGAAGGCAGGGAGUCUCCCUCUCCUGCUGCGACCAGCUCCCCUCCCCUUUGGUCUCCCAGAAAAUGAAGAGGAAUGGAGACAGCAGAGCAAAGAGAGAGAAGCCAGAGCACACCCACCCCUCACCAGCACCCAAAAACACUGGCACCUAAGUUCUUUUAAAAAUAUUACUUUUAUUAAAGAUUCUCUUGGUUUAUAAAA